This is a messenger RNA of Drosophila subobscura, 381 nucleotides long. RefSeq names its product cystatin-like protein. Lineage: Eukaryota; Metazoa; Arthropoda; Insecta; Diptera; Drosophilidae. The record is from RefSeq and is a predicted model, not a curated record. The transcript has 2 exons. Bases 1 to 381 code for a protein of 126 amino acids.
AUGAACUGCAUCCAAUUCUUCUGUCUGUUGUGCCUGAUGGUCGUGAGCUGUGCUGAUGUACCCAGGGGUGCUGGUGAUGGAAGAUAUCUUCCCGGGGCUCCUCGGCUAUUGAUUGGAGAAUCGAGGAGGAUGGCCAUAAGAGUUUUAGACGAGAGUCUGGCCAAACUGACCACAGGUCCUAACUACAAAGCUGUGAAUGUUACGCAGGUGACGAGCCAAAAUUUUAAUGAAUUUAUCUGUACGUACAAAGUGGAAUUGGAGGUCGGAUCGGAAAAGAAGGAGUGCACUGUCCAUAUCGUGUUCCAGCCAUGGCCCGACGUGAACGAUAACAUCAACAUUCAGUGCGAAGGGGAUAAUGUUAUUGAUGAACUAAUUCGCUAG